Anopheles funestus (African malaria mosquito) is the source of this 2402-nucleotide messenger RNA. RefSeq lists its product as uncharacterized. Bases 1212 to 1931 code for a protein of 239 amino acids. The transcript is spliced from 4 exons. NCBI's taxonomy places the organism in Eukaryota, Metazoa, Arthropoda, Insecta, Diptera, Culicidae. The record is from RefSeq and is a predicted model, not a curated record.
UUAAGAUAGCAUUCCAGUCGUUCUGUUUGUCACAACUCUCCUGGUACGCAAAACCAUUAACCUACCAAGGGACCAACUGGUGGCCCAUAACCUGGAAUCUCAUUUAACUGCUGUUUUUUUCUUGAUAAACUAGGACUGUGUGUUACGAUAAGAGUUUUGUUAUGUGAUUUGUAUACUACCACAUUUAUUGAGCUAAACAACAAAAGUUUACUACCUAUCUUAUGUCCUGUCCGCUGUGUCCAAUCGGUUUCAGUAAUGGGAUUGUUUUGUUUUUGUAUCACACUCAUCUCUGAACUUUUUUUUUGUUACUCUUGCUUAUCAACCCAACCUCUCUUCAGAUAACCCAUUUGAUUAGAUUCCUUCUUUUUUACAUCUAAAAACAGAACAGCAGUGCAGCGGAGAAAGGGCUCUGUGGUGGAGAAGUAGUCACCCAAAAACGUCUACACGGAUAAUUACGGCUUGUUGAUAGCAUUACCGAUCAUGGCUUGCUGUAGAGCGCGAACCUGGUAACGGAUGCAAAUUGUGAGCCACGCUUACCUUACUCAGCCGGAGACACGGUUUCUCCCUGUAUUCUGCGCAUUAGAUUACGCUGUAGACACCUUCGCGAAGAUACUAGCAGGCUCGUUUGAAGUCUCGUAAAAGACAUCUCCGAUAUGACACGUCGCCGUUAUCUGGUUUGCUGAUAACACACCGGUACCGGAUGACGUACGUACGUUGUCUGUUAUUGUUGCGAAUGGCUGCAAAAAUCACCCACUUGGAGCUGUUAUUGUUUUAUCUGAUCAACGGCCUGUACGCGGGAAGGCAGUAUAAAACCGAGCCUCUUGGAGAUGUGAAAUCUUUGACUUCAUAGUUCUCGAGUGUGCCUAUACGUUCUAUUUGUCAGGGUCCGGUCAAAAAAAUACCGAGCGUGGAAAGAAAGUGAAACAUUGAAGUCGACAGUAGUGCAUGCGGUUGCUUUGUUUGUAAAAGAACUUUCGAUUUCUGUAACGUUAAACAGUUCGUUGAGGCUUGUUGUGGCACACACUAAUAGUAAUCUCAGCAAGCGAUGGAUCUUCUCUUGUUGUUGUGAUUAUUGUCGACUUUCGUGUCAAUGUUUUCCAAAACGAACCACAACCUUAUUUCUACGGAGUUGGUAGUCGUGUUGCGAAAGAGCCGAAAGAUACGGAUAGAAUCGGAAGCCAUUUACCCGUUGGUUAUAAACAUUUUCUCUGAUGGCUAAGGGAAAGCACAAUCAACUGGCGGGCUACGUGAUGAUCGCACUUUUCGUGAUCGGGAAGGUGCAAGGCGUACCGAACUUGUUGCUUGGAACAGCGGGACUAGAGCAAGUCCCGGAACGGGUCGAUGGAACCCCAAUCGUAUCUAGCAAAGAGGUCGUUGGUACAACCGGCAACGAAGACGACAUCGCCCUAGUAGAUACAACUACGCAAAGCACAAGUACGACGACGACACAUGAUCGUGUUCUGUUUACCGAUACACCUGUCAUGGACGCUAUUACCAUCGUAUGGUACCUGGCCACGUUUAUUGCCCUGAUAUCAUUUUUCCUGGUGAUGGCCUGUGCCGAUCGCAACCGUUGUGGAACCCGCAAACCCGCCACGGAAGAGCUAGCGCCACCGCCAACGCCCGCUCCGUCCUAUCGUCUGUUUGCCCCACCCAGCUACGAUACGCUCGAGUUCGAGAAGGAUAACGACAGCAUCUUCAUUAUUCCAUACGAUAGUCGCAUCGACAGUGAUCAUCAUCAGCAGAAUGCCGAGGGCCUGGCAAACAACCUGGAACACAUCAUCGAACCACCAUCGUUACGGCAACCGUCCAGUCAUUCCAUUCGUAUCAGUGAUAUUAACGACGAAAGUGAUGAUGUUCCAGCAGUUAUUGCAGUGUCGAGUAUUUCGGUACGAAGUAGUGACGCCAAUGAGCGGUACGUCACCACACUCUGAAGGUCGAUUGUACGCGAACCAAUCGUAACGGAAGGUGUUCGAAACUUGCGUGUGUUUCCGCGCUGUGUUCGACGAGUGGACAACCGGCUGAAGUGCUGUGUUGCUUGCGAUUGUUCUUGACCAUUGGCUACGCCAACGCUGACGCAACAGUUUACCGUUUUUUAGCAAUUUAAACACGGAAAAUGUUAAGGUGAUAAGGUAGUUCCAGACAUUUGCGCUUCCGCGUUACUGCGUACGAGGUUCUACACACGUGAUGUGCUGUUGUUUCUGCUCAUGACAAAAUCGAGCCUAACUGUAUAGUGCUUAGAUAGGGAAGGAAUUAAACGAUCGAUAGUUAUUAAUGGCAAGCGUCAGUGAUAAGUUUUUUAUCGUUGAACGUUCUCAGCAUCUGUGGACAUGUAAAUAAUAUUUAUUGUUAAGGUUAGCUUGCUAAACGAUUGAAAUAUAGAAUAUGUAUUUUUCCAACAAUAA